AUUUUGUAUCCGCUACUUUCAUUAGUUUAUCGGUGUUCGUCAAAGUGUCUAUUUGUCGUCCGUCGGUUUUGUUGCUUUGAUUGCACGUGUGAUUUAAAGGAGACUUGAAUAAUAGAAAAUUGUAUUUAAUUUAUCCAUCCACAAGCUGAUUAUAAUAAUUUAUUUCCUAUUUUAAACGUUUUGAAGAUUUCAUAGUGACUAUAAUAAAGAAAUAAACAUGUCUAGAGUAAAUAAACGAAAGCAUGUAAUAAACGAAGCUAUUUGGGAUGACUACAUACUUCCUAAUGAAAAUCAGAGCAUAGUCAAAGUAUUAAAAAGCAAAGGAAACAAUUUACACCAGGUUAUUACACCAAAUGGCGAAGAAUUUUUAGUAUCUAUGCCUAAUAAAUUUCGCAAAAACAUAUGGGUGAAGAGAGGAAAUUACAUCCUUGUAGAACCAAUAUUGGAAGGGAAUAAAGUGAAAGGAGAAAUAGUGAAAAUAAUGAAUAAGAAAUCAAUUAAAUUUUAUAAAGAAAGCAAUGUGUGGCCAAAGGAAUUUGAUGAGCCCAAGAAAGUUGAGAACAAUACAGAUGAUGAUGAAAUAUUUGUAAAUACUAAUUGGAAAAAAGUACAUGUAUAUGAGAGUGACAGUGACUCUAGUGAGGAUAGUGACUCUAGUGAUCAUAGUGACUCUAGUGAAGAAUGUGACUCUAGUGAUAGUCAAAGUGGUAGAAGUAAUAAAUAAGAUUGUUAUUCAA
Messenger RNA from Galleria mellonella (greater wax moth), 737 nucleotides. Its product is annotated as probable RNA-binding protein EIF1AD. Bases 218 to 724 code for a protein of 168 amino acids. Gene Ontology annotation, molecular function: RNA binding; translation initiation factor activity. Gene Ontology annotation, biological process: translational initiation. Lineage: Eukaryota; Metazoa; Arthropoda; Insecta; Lepidoptera; Pyralidae. The transcript is spliced from 2 exons. The record is from RefSeq and is a predicted model, not a curated record. Gene Ontology annotation, cellular component: nucleus.